AUGUCAUUAGAUUCUUUUAAAAAUUACUUAAAGUUGAAUAAUAUAAUCGCUGAUGAUUUGAAAAGUUUUGUUACUACCAAAGUGUAUUCAAAUCCUUCUUUUGUUUUAAUUGGUUUAAAGAAGGUUUUGAGCUUUUUUAAGGAGUGUGAAACAUACCUUAAUGAAAAAUCAGGAAAUUAUCAGAUAUUAUUAUCUUAUUUUAAUACUGAGAUACCAUGCCAGGAAAUUUUUGAGCUUUGGAUAUAUUUCUAUCAGCAUAAUAAUUUUUCUAUUAUUUCUAUUAUUUUGGAAAUAAUGAUUUCUGUGAUACGGAUUGUUGGAUUAUUAGGCAUUUAUACUUCAGGCAAUAAAAUUAUUAAAAGGAUUUUGAAUUUUCACAUUAAGUCUAUUUAUCGUAGUCUGAAUUCUGAUGUUGAUCUUUUGGUUGUUAGGGGUAUGAAGCUUUUAAUAGAAAUGCUGCAUUUCAAUUCAGGGUCUCUUAUGUUAGAAAUUUUUAAUUCUUUUGAUUUUUCGCAUAAGGUUGUUUUUAAAAUACUUAGGAGCUUUUCUAAGGCUUCAAAUAGUGUUAUUUUUCAAAUUAAUAGACAAUUUUCUACAUUUGAAACACCUAGAAUUUUUAUGAUUAGAUUUAUACUUUGUUUUUUAAGAUUAGGCUCUGUUUCUUUGAAAUCGGAGCUUCUUAGUUAUAAAAAUAUAUUCUAUGAUAUUUUUUCUGGUCUUAUUAGAGAUAAUACAGAUUUUAUACGAGAAGUAUUGGAUAUUAUAACUCGUUAUGUCAUUUUUGAGAAGGGUAUACCUCGUAGUAUAAAAUUACCAUUAUUUAAUGAUUAUGUUUUGAAUAAAUUAGUUAUGUUAUAUUCUGGUGCAGAUGGUGAAGUUUCACGAUCUAUAAUUAUACAUAAUUUUUUGGUCUUUUUAUGUACUAGGCCUGGAAUGGGUGUUUGUUUUGAAUCUAAUGGAUGGUAUCCAAAGUCAGGAACUGAUUUAAAAAAAAAUGAAGAUCCAUUAAUAUAUAAUAAAAUUUUGUCAGUCUUUAUAUUUAAACUUAAGAUAACUCAGGAUGUUCUUCAGCAAGAAUUGUUUUUAAAAAUAUGUCAAGCAUGCCCUGAAUUGAUUGCACAUUGUGCUUCUCAAUUUAGUAUUAACAUUCGUUUUGAUCCUCAUUUAACUGUAUCAUGGUUAAGUAUAUCUUCUAUUUAUCAGUCUAUUAUUCUUUUACCUAUUCCACCUAUGACUAUUUUUGAUAUUUCUCUCGAAUUAGUUCUUAAUAGUAUUUUAGAAAAUAUUCUUCCUCUUGCAUUAACAAAAGUAUCGCUUACUUUAGGGCUGCGGCAUAAUAACGACUUGGUUGUAUUUUUUACUGUGAAUUUAGUUUUAUCUUCAAUAAAUAAAUAUUCUCUGAUAAUAGCUAUGUUGGAUAAAAAUAAUUUAGAUGUAUUUAUUUUUGAACGGAAAAGACUUCGGCAAUUAUUAAAGGAAAUGUUUUUGGAACGUUUACCUGAUAUUCAUAUUGUUUUCUUUCUAUUUAAAACUAUUUGGGAAAAAUCCAAUAGUCUUUUAAAAUUUUCUAUAGUAAAACUCUUUUCGUAUUAUAUAGAAUUUUUUCCUGAAAUUGUUUUUCUUCAAAAACAUAAUUAUUCUUCUAUUUUAAUAAAAGGGUUUUCUGGGAUGUCAAAAAAUGUUUAUAGUUCUCUUAUUUUUUAUUAUUUGUUUCGUAUAUUUCAUAAAUUUCUUCCAAUUUUGGACUGGUGGAAUAAAAAACAAGAAUAUUUAGAUUCUAUUUUUACUACUUUGGUUAAAUUUUAUCUUUUUUGUGAAAAUGAGGAGUUUAAAAAAGAAUAUAAGGAUCUUAUAUCAUGCUUGUUAGUAUCAUCUAACGCGUUUUCCUCUGUGUCGUUUAUGGAUUCUGGUGAAUUGAUAUUAAAAUCUUUAGAUGAUGUGAAAUGUUUUUCUAAUGAUGUCGAUAUUGUAGUUGAUUUUCUAGGAAAUAGUUUAAUGCAUUUUAUGAAUUCUCCUCAUAAAUAUAUGGAUGAUUUUAUUGCUUUUAUCUUUGAUUAUAAAUUAGAAAUUAAUCAAAGAUUUCCUGGUUUAAUAAUAAUUGUAUUACUGGAACAAUGGGGUUAUUUUUUUUUCCAUUCCAUGUCUUCUAAUGAUGAUAAAAUUUUAAUUGCAUCAUGGUUAUCAAGAAUUAUUGGAUUUUUUGCUUUAAAUGAAGAUAUUUGGGAAAUUUCAAAAAAAAUAUGUUUUAGAUUAGUAAAUUUAACGCAAAAAUAUUCUAUUGAAAUUGCUCAAAUAUUUAAUAGAACAAAAAUGUAUAUCGGAUUUUUAGAUGAUCUAUUAUUUUUAGAUAAAAUUUUUUUUGAAAAUCCUGUUUUUUUUUUAACUAUUAAAGGAUGUCAAAAUAUUUCUUUUACAAAUUAUAGAUAUUCAUGUGAUUUAUUAAAUGAUAGCUUCGUUUUAAUUGACUUUAUUUUGCAUGGCGAAAUAUUGCAAUUAUCUAUGUAUUUUGAUGAUAUAUUGUAUUAUAUUCAAUCCAGAUAUAUUCGUGUUUCUUUACUGGAUGUUAUUGCAUUAAAAAAGGUGAUAUAUCUUCUUUUAAGGGAUGAUAAAAAAGCUACAUGUGAAUUUAAUGAUAUUCUUUUAAAAUAUUUUAAGAUAAUUAAAAGCAUUGGUAAUGUUUUGAAAGAUACUAAAGACUUUGAGAAAUUUAGAAAAAUUAUAAUUGAAGGAAGUAAUUGGAAAGAUAAUUAUUUAAAUUUUAAAUGCAAAAUUAAUUCUUUUAAAAUCAAAACUUUUUCAAAAGAAUUUGUACAUCUUAUUGUAGAAUUUAUAGAUCCGUUAAGUUCAUAUUUAUUACUGGAAAUUAUAGAUAAAACAUAUGCAGGUUUUAUAAGUGUAUUAACUGAUAAAUUGAUAAGAGCUAUCUCUUUAUCUUCUAAUGAAUGGAAUGAAGUUUUAUUAUUAUUAAAACCAUAUUGGCCAGAAAAUCAGUUUUCUGUUAUAUCUGUGGAAAUUUUGGAAAAGUAUAUACAAGAAAUAUAUGUUUUUGGGUCUGUAGAUUCUGAUGUUUUUGGUUUUUUUGAGCUUAUUUUUAAUUAUUUUUUUACAAUAAAUUUUAUUGAGAUUGUUGAAUUCUCUGAUCUUAUUUCAAUUUUUAAUAUGGGAUUAAGAAAUGGUUAUUAUUUAAAUAUUAUACUUAAACUUUUAACUUCCAGAGUUUCUUCUUUGGCUAAUAAUGUCGCUUAUGAUUUUUGUGCAUUUAUAGAUAACGGUUUUUUUUUAACACUUCAAAAUAUAAAUGAUGUUUUUUCAUUGGAUUUAAUUAACAAAUUGUGUGCUAAAUCUAUUGUUUUUUUUGAGAUGAUGUGCGGAAAUUUAUGCGAAAUAGUAGAAAAAUGUAAAAACACUUUCAAUUUGCCGUCUUUUUUUUUGACUAAUUUAUUAUGUAUUAUUGAUGCAUAUGUUUUAUGGAAAAAUCACAUAUUAGAAAAUAAAAAUUAUGCUAUGAUAAAGAUGUUAGAGAGUCGUCUUAUUUAUUUGUUGCAAUAUGUUGAGGAUGAUUUACUAAAGGGAUUUUUUAAUGAAAAUGAUGAAGGUGUUCUGUUAUUUCAGAUUUUGUUUAAAAGUAUAAAAAUAAAUUUGUUUGAAGAUGGGAAAAAGAUUCUCAAUAAAUUUUGUACAAGAUGUGAUAAGAUGAUUUUAAAUAGACGAUUUGUUCAAGUAAUUGAAUUAAUGACGUAUAUAUAUGGAAAUGAACUUAUUGACAACUAUAUCAAAAUAUGGUUUAUUAAUGUUACAAAGUUAUUAAUAGAAUGUUUUUCAGAAGAGAGGCUUUCUAGCAGUUUUAUUGAUUUUUUAGAAUCUUUUAUUGAUUAUCUUACUUUUUCGAAAAAACGAUUGUCGAAUUAUGUUUUAGAAAAUUUUUAUCUUUUAAUAGAAAUUGGACUUAAGAACCAUAUACUAGUAUAUAAUGUGGUUAGAUUUAUUUCUGUUAUUGUUAAAGGGUUUAAUAUGGAUGAUUCUACAUUAUUUGUAUUAUUGAUUUUGUCCAGAAGCGAUGACUGGAAAGAUAUUAAUAAUAACGUUUCUAUUUCCUUUGAACAUAGAUUAAUAAUUGUUCAGUUACUUCAUUAUUUUACUUGUAAUUCUUCUAAUUUUGCAUCUUUAUCUAUAGUCGAAAAUAUUUGUAGUAUUUAUACUGGCACUACUCAUAUUAUUGAUCGAGUUUUAUUGUAUAUUUUGCAAAAGAAUGAGGAGUCUUUUCGACAUAAUUUUUUUAAUAAAAAAAUUGUUUUUAAUGUUGAAUCUAAUAUAAAAAAAAAUUUACCACUUAAGUUUUUUUAUUCUGAGGCUGAUCUUACUAUCACUUUGUCUUCUGAAUUACUUACCAGGAGUAUAUAUUUUUUUCCUCUUGAAGAAUUGUCUUUAGAUUUUUUCGAAAUGUCUAAGGAUAAAGUAAUCUUAUAUUGUAAUAAGGUUGAAAUUGUAUACGAUCCUUUAUUUUUUCUUCCUCUUAUUAUGGCAUAUAUCAAUUUGGAAGAGCAACUCUCGUUUAUGUUUUUAAUUGAUUCCGGUAUAUUAGGAUAUAUUUUAAUAUCUUUAUCUUCAUAUGAUAUGAAAGUGAGGAAAAUGUCAUUAGCAGUUCUUUCUGUGUUGAAAAAUAGUAUUUCCACUAUUCAUUUUUCCGAGAAAUCCCAAAUUUUGAUGUUUUUUCAGGUAUUGAAGUCAUCUAUAAGUAUUUCUAGUAUAGAGUUGGGACCUAUUUCUUAUGUUGUUUCUCUUUUUAUGGCAUUAUCUAUACAGAUAAUAACUAAUCCGUCUCAUUUCUUAUUUGAUGAAGUUUGUCGUUUUUAUUUACAAAGACCAAAACUUGAUUUUCAAGAUGUUCCCAUGUUUUAUAUUUUUUGGAGUGGAUCUUGUAAUUAUUAUAAACAAAGUAAUUGGUUAAUAUCGUUUUUGAAUUUUGGUUUACGAACAUUAAUGGAUUAUAAGAUAUACAAAAAAAGGCAUAUUUUUGAAUUACUUUGUUGUUUAUUUUCAUCUGAAUUGGCUACUAGUGAGAUUCGGUUUAGAAUUAUUAAUCUUUUUUCCUCUGCGUUAGAUAUAUACCAAGUUAAUCUGUCUUUGGUACGUGAUUAUGGAAUAGUUUCUUGGGUUGAGCAACAGAUCGUUAUUUGCAAUGAUAAAACUCUGAAAUCGAUGCUAAUGCGAUUAUUUUUACGUUUGCAUAAUUUAAAUUUGAAAACUGUAUAUAAAUAUAAAAAAAUGUAA
Pneumocystis jirovecii RU7 is the source of this 5271-nucleotide messenger RNA. RefSeq lists its product as uncharacterized. Lineage: Eukaryota; Fungi; Ascomycota; Pneumocystomycetes; Pneumocystales; Pneumocystaceae. The record is from RefSeq and is a predicted model, not a curated record. Gene Ontology annotation, cellular component: nucleolus. The transcript is spliced from 13 exons. Bases 1 to 5271 code for a protein of 1756 amino acids. Gene Ontology annotation, biological process: maturation of 5.8S rRNA from tricistronic rRNA transcript (SSU-rRNA, 5.8S rRNA, LSU-rRNA); maturation of LSU-rRNA from tricistronic rRNA transcript (SSU-rRNA, 5.8S rRNA, LSU-rRNA).